UUAACAGCAAAUUAAAUCAAUCAAAAUUCAGAUAAUUAAUACAAAUAAUUAAUCUGUUAACAAAUUCAAAACUAAUUAAAUAGAAUCUAUAUUGAUUUAUUUGUUUUUAAAAAAAUCUAUUUAAAGCGACUUAAAAUGUCAAACUACAAUAGUUAGGAAGGUGAUAGAUUUAGGAAGACAGUUUUUUGUUCAAAUAAUCCGAAUAAAGAGCUCAAUCCUCCGAGACAUAUUACAAAGCGUCCGAUGGAUAAAAUACUCCAGCAAUUAAAUUAAAAUGAUAUUUCUUUAUCUAAGUCUAGCAUAUAAAAACCAACUAUUAUGAACGUUAAUCAGUAAACUUAUUGCUACAACAAGGAAAUUAAGUAGCCUGUUAAUGUAGAAAUUAACUCCAAGAAGAUAGUUGGAAAGAAGCUUUACGAAGAUAAAUUAAAAGAAAAUAUUGGUAAAAAUAUCAUAGUAAGUCCUCCUAUAAAUACAGAAUAAUUAAAUGUGCGUAAAGCAUCAGGACAAUAUUAUUAGGGUAAAAACACUUAAAGUUAAAAUGUUCAAUAACAUUAUCCAAAUGCUCCAAGAUAGCUUGAAUGCAAAAAGAAGUAGUUUGAAAGCAAAAAGCUAAACAAAGAGACCAUUACAACUGAAUUAACAGAUUAAAUUAAUCAUCAUGAUAAAUAUAGAUCUCAAUCAAUAUCACAAAGAAGAUAGAUUCCUUAAAAGACAACUAUUUAAGAUUGUUUUAACGAUUUCCCUAACUAAAAUAAGGUGUAAAGUCAAAGAAACUCAUCCUAACAACCCCAAUACAACUCAACUACAACAACAAGAGGCUAACGUUCUACUACCACUCAUGAUUCUUUUAGUGCUGGUGUUUAAUAUAACAAACCUUUUGUACCUUCAAAUUAAUAAAAUCUAGUAAGAAAGACAAAUGCAUACUACAAAUAUGGAACAUCAACAACUACUCAUUCUUCGUUCUACCUUUGA
Molecule: messenger RNA, 975 nt
Organism: Tetrahymena thermophila SB210
Lineage: Eukaryota; Ciliophora; Oligohymenophorea; Hymenostomatida; Tetrahymenidae
Exons: 1
Source: RefSeq, a predicted model, not a curated record